AGACCCCAGUUCGCCAACGAGUUUCGAUACAUCCGUCGCGUCUAUGGUCUGCCAGACUCUGGUACCUUACCCCCAAACGUCACGCCCAUUCGACGAAGUGCUUCGCACCAACCACGCACGUACCCUCCACAACGUUCUAAUGGCAUGACAGUCGUUCGAGUGAACACGACACCGCUUCGCCCUGCUAGGACCCCGCCUCGUCCUGCGCAGACUCAGAUCACAGGAGACGAGGAUGAACCUCCUCCGCCACCUUACGCACCGGAUGAUCCUGAGCCAGACCAGACCAGAAUUCUGGAGCAGCGAUUGAUUUCGGAAGCGGAAGCGGAAGGUCGUAUCUCCUCAGAACUGCCCGGCGAACCGAGAUACUCGCCUCCUGCUGGCCCUCCCCCGCUAUCGUCAUCUGCAUCGAGACGCACGCCUCCUACACCUAACCGCGAUCGACCACCUACACCUGAUUCCCCCCCAGCCGAUGAGCAGGUGAGACUGGCAUGGGAGGAAUCUCAACUGGAUGAGGCGAAAAGAGCUAGUCUAGCUGCCGAGCAAGAACGCUUAGAGUUAGAGGAAGCAAUGAGACUGUCUCUUGCCGAAGCUGAGAUAGCUGAAGUAGCAUCGUCCGUCGCUGGUCCAAGUACUCGCCCGUCAAAUCCUCGUCCGCUACCGGACCCUCGUCAAUCUCCACAGUACAAUCAAUUCACGGCAGCGCAAGCAUUGUCGCCUCCGCUUCCGCUUAGACCGCAAACAUCCGCAGAAUCCUUCAAGCGUCCUCAACAGAUGCCUUCUCAAUCCUCAUCCCCGUUCUCUUCACCUUGGGUUUCGCAACGUGCCUCCCCGUCAAUAGGACAUCGUCGGACCGCAAGCGAUGUCGGCCCAGGCAUGGCCAGAUUAUCGCUCAACGAAUUCGAUCCCCUAGCAGAAGAUGAUGGGCAAAUGUCAUCCUUGCCAGUGAUGCAGCCAACUCAGCACGCGGCGGUCUUACAGAGCAACAACCCUUUUCUAUCACCCCGAGAACGACUGGAAACCAAGUCAUCGAAUGAAAGUUUGGGCAAGCCUUCGCCGCCGAACACAGCCACAACAACGACAGGCCAAAUUCCUCAACCCCGUCGAACCAUGUCUACUCUGGCCGAGGGUGAAGACCCUUUGGAAGCCCUUCGAACCUGCGAUACAGUCUUCCUCAGUGAGCACAGGAAGCGAUCCGGCAUGCUGACGUUCAGUUGAUGAUUCGGCAUCGAUGGCUGGUGAACCAUGGGAACAGGCCAAGACGUCGCUGCAAGGUGUUGCAGAGAUCGCAGCACAAUAUGACGACGACGGGAUUGACAUAUACUUCCUCAAUUCAAAGCGUGUCGGUACCGAGCUGAGGGUGAGCCAGCGAACGUUAUCUUAUUGACGACAGACCGCUGCAGACGUGGAAGAGCUCUUCGAAGGAUUGGUGCCAAAAGGCGCUACACCGUGAGUGAUUCGGCUGUCU
Messenger RNA from Kockovaella imperatae, 1465 nucleotides. RefSeq lists its product as hypothetical. Bases 145 to 1215 code for a protein of 356 amino acids. Lineage: Eukaryota; Fungi; Basidiomycota; Tremellomycetes; Tremellales; Cuniculitremaceae. The transcript has a single exon. The record is from RefSeq and is a predicted model, not a curated record.